AUGUCGAGGUAUCGUGAACUUAGUUAUAAUCAUGUACCUCCUUUACCGGCAUCAUCAUCUUCAUCACUACCCGUGGGGGCUAAUUCCACCGCAAAAGAGCAAUCUCAACAACGAAGGCUCGUCAAUUUUAAAUCGUACUAUUUCCAAAUUCAAAACCUAAUUAAUUCCAAUGUGCUGUUAAGUUUGAAAUUUGAGCAAUUGAAAACACCAGAAAUCUUAUCUACUUUGAUUAAGCCAAUCAUUGUGGAGAUCAUAUCAAUUACAGACAGGAGUCAAUCUCUUACCCAUCCAACACAAGUUCAUGACCCCAAAUCAAAACUCAAAAUAUCUACAUUUACCAUCUAUAUUUUACUACUACUUCGAUACGAAUACUUGAUCCAGCUGGAGAAUAACUUGAUUUGUUUUGAUUUAUUGAUCACUAAAGCCAAUGUUUGUGAAUUGUUAGCUAUACGGAUGUUGCGUGAAUAUCGAUCAUGGCAAAGAAUACAAAUGUUGUUUACCAAGCCCCCAUUGGGGUUGAUUAAUGCUAACAAUAACAGUAUGUCAUCUAUGGGAAUGAUGGACGUUAAUACUUUGGAAUUGAGUAUUUUGUCGAAACUGAAACGGUUUUUAUCACAGCCUAUUGUUAUACAUAUUUUGAAACGGUUCUAUAAUGGUGAUUUGGUCUAUGGUGGAUCUUGUUCUUAUUAUCAUAGUGUUGAAUUUCGUGAUUAUGAAAAAAGUGCAUUGUUGGGGACAAAUUCAGGUACAAGAAAGCAAGGUUCAUCAAGGUACAAUAUAUUUACUGGGGAUAGUAACAAGAGCAGUAGUGGUAUCGAGUAUUAUGAUGACAAUGACGACGGAGAUAUGGAUAUUGAUGAAACUGUAUUUGACGAUUCAGUCGAUAAGUUUUCCGUUGCACGAAUUUUCAACAGAGCUCAACUUGUACCCAAAUAUCAACAUGUUCUAAUCAACUUGAAGCUAGUCAAUUUUGCCAUUGUUUAUUUCAUUAUGAUUUUAAAACCAGCACUGCAUUCAGUACUAGUUGAAUUAUACUUUUGGCUCCUUGCGUUAAGUUUCAAUUGUGAAGUUGUUACAAAAUUGGUUAGAAUUGACCAUCGAUUUUUAAAUCUUGUUAUAUGGAAUCAUAUUGACCUACUAUUCAUUUUCAUUAUUGAUUUAUGUUUUAUUUUCAAGUUUGUUUUGCGAUCUCCACAAUAUUACCAUGAUGUGUUCAGUUUAAUUGGCAUCAUAUUAUUCCCACGAAUAUUAUCCGUUUUCAACAAUUAUCGAUUCUUCAAUUUGAUUUUAUUAUCAUUCCACAAAAUGAUUUUUAAUUUGAUUGGUCUUGUGUUGUUCUUUUUCACAUUGAUUAGCGGGUUUUAUUUCAGUUUUAUAACACUUUCGCAUACUCAAACUAGACAAGAUGUUUUGUUCAACAUGUUGAAGAUUUUCUUUGGGUUCACGCCAUCAGUGUGGAAUUAUUGGGAUGAUUUUAAUACAUUGGGGAAAAUUAUGCAAAUGAGUUAUUUAUUUUUGAUUCAAUUUAUUGUGGGGACGAUUUUGGCCAUUUGUCUUAGUGGUGUAUUCACAAAGACGAGGGAAAACAUCGAACAUGAAUUUAACUACUUUAAACUGAACAAUUUAAUAUUGUAUUUUAAGAUGGGCCAAUUGAAUCAACGCGGUGGGAUGGUGAAUAUGUAUUGUCGAUUGUUUAAGAUGCCAUUAGUGGGGAUAGUUUUGAUAUAUGAAGCGAUUACACAUGUACUUUUGAAAAGGAGAAAAACUGCCACGAAUGAUAAUGUUGAUUUGAAAAAUUUUGUGUUCAUAAAUAACGGCCAAGAUCAAUUUGGUGAUCAGUUGAGUAUUGGAUAUCCAGAUAUAUCACAAGAAGCCGUGGCCAUUAAAGUUAAUAAACGACAAGCGAUGAAGAAUCAUCAAUCGAUUAGUACAUUAGGAGGACAUUUACGAACAGCUUCAACUGACUCAUUUUUCAUUGAUCAAUUAUUGAAUCGGAAAUAUGGUACAGCAAGCUCCGCAAUGGAUAAUAAACCUGACCGAAUACAGACACAAACGCAAGCACAAGCUCACGCACAGGUGCCACUGGUUAAUCGUGUAUUUUCUCGUAAAGCCCAGAAUCAGCGACGCCAAUCACCUUCAAUGCAACAACAGCAACAGCAUCAACAGCAACUACAAAUACCCAUCAAGCUUCAAAAGUCAUUCAAUGUACCACGACGAGGAUCGGUUUUCCUGCAGGUACCACAACAAAUGAAACAACAACCACAUUCAUAUGCUCCACAACCAUUCUUUAGCUCACCACCAGCUACAGCAACACUACAGACACCAAUUCAUACCCAAGAUAUCCUCACGCGAAUAUCCAAUCUUGAGUCACUAUUAGCGAAACGUAUGGUAUCAAGCAGUGUGGAUGAUUCUAAGCUGGUGAUGAUGUAUCGAAUAAACGAAAUUGAAGCAAGACAAGGGAAUAGACUUGGAGAUACUCCCAGGCAAAGACGUGGGUAUGGUUCUGAUAUUGAUGAUGAUGAUGAUGAUGAUGAUGAGUUGCUGAUAAACUCAGAAAGUGAGGCAGAUGACCAAAGAAAUAGAGGGCCCGGUGGUAAUGAUGAUGAUGAUGAUGAUGAUGAUGAUGGUAAUGAUGAUGAUUUGGAUAGUGAGGAGUUGAAUCGAACAAUCCCAUUAAAGUUUAAUACAUUGAGUGAUACAGAAAUCGAUCAAUAUGAUAGUGAUGAAACGUUUUAA
Messenger RNA from Lodderomyces orthopsilosis Co 90-125, 2736 nucleotides. RefSeq names its product Fgr29p (gene FGR29). The transcript has a single exon. Bases 1 to 2736 code for a protein of 911 amino acids. Lineage: Eukaryota; Fungi; Ascomycota; Pichiomycetes; Serinales; Debaryomycetaceae. The record is from RefSeq and is a predicted model, not a curated record.